Messenger RNA from Ctenopharyngodon idella (grass carp), 10863 nucleotides. RefSeq names its product alsin Rho guanine nucleotide exchange factor ALS2 a (gene als2a). The record is from RefSeq and is a predicted model, not a curated record. Bases 364 to 5415 code for a protein of 1683 amino acids. The transcript is spliced from 33 exons. NCBI's taxonomy places the organism in Eukaryota, Metazoa, Chordata, Actinopteri, Cypriniformes, Xenocyprididae. Gene Ontology annotation, molecular function: guanyl-nucleotide exchange factor activity.
ACAAACUUCAGAGUUAUUCUGCUGUCAAGUUCUGUCGCGAGCUUUCUCGUAUUUACAGAUAUCAAAAGCGGACAGCGAUUCUCCCUUAAACUACUGCGGAAUGUCAUAUAUUUAACGUAAAUCUGUGUGCAAAGUUUUGUAAAUACACUUAUUGAACUUAAUCGAGCGUAUCUACUUUUUGUUUGCUCUAUAGGGCGGUUUUAAUGUGCGACGAGCUUGAUUUCGAUAAAGAUCUAGUAAAUAUGUGAGUGAAGGCGUGUGUGUCAGCUAACGUUACUUUCGCUUGUGAAGUCAGUUUAAUUCACCAUUUGACCUCAGUUAGUUGCUGGAGUGGCUGUCACACUGUCUAAAAUGGAUUAAAUCAUGCUCAUGGAGGAACAGAGCAGCUCUGGAGAAGAUGAGGGCUCUAGAGAGAAAGGUGUGCUCUACAGAUGGCAGGGCUAUUUCUGCAGUGUAACCCCAGAGAGACUGCUUCUGUCCAGGCCUGUGCUUCAUGCUGCACUGGGGACUUUACAUGGACUUCUGCUGACAGAAGAUGGGCAUGUGUAUAGUAUAGGCGAGCAGCCAUGGAAACGAGUCAGUUCUCAGCCUACCGGCCCUGUUUUAGAGAGCGCACUGAAGGAACAGCAUGUGAUCUCUGUGUCGGCGGGCAGCUUUCACUCUUCUGCUGUAACAGAGGAUGGCCUCGUCCACAUGUGGGGUGAGAACUCCCACGGCCAGUGUGGCAUCUCUGGAAUAGACCAAGUACCCAAUCCCACUCCCGUUAGUGUGGUGGAUGGUGAGACCCAUCCUCCGCAACUGGUCCAAGUCCUAAAUGUAGCCUGCGGAGCGCAGCACACUUUGGCCCUGUCAAGAAAGCAUGAGGUGUGGGCCUGGGGUAGUGGCUGCCAGCUGGGACUGGUUACCAACAUAUUCCCGGUAUGGACACCCCAGAAGGUGGAGCAUUUAGUGGGAAGAUAUGUGGUUCAGAUCGCUUGUGGUGGGUUUCACAGCCUGGCUCUGGCUCAGUUUCUUCCUUCACAAGAGGCCAGUCAGCAAGCUCAGGAUAGAUGUGGGCAGUGUAAGAAGAACCUUUACACCAUGACUGAAAAGGAUGACCAUGUUAUUAUUUCGGAUGAGCAUUACUGUCCACUUGGAGUGGAACUGGCUGAUUCUAAACAAGGUCGGAGGUCAGGACAAAGCUCUCCAGCUCAGACACCACAAACCAAAAACUCCUCGCCCAACUCCCAAGUAUCCCCAUUGACCUUGAAGAACACGUGUGCAGGUCAGGGAUCCUCAUUCGAAUCUCAGCAAAGUACUACAAGCCAGGAGACUCAACUAGACCUUGCUGUAUCUGAGGCUGGGAAUGUACGUCUACGACGAACCAAAAGCACUCCUUACCCUGAUGAGCAGGCUCUGAAAGACUACCUCAAAAGGAUUUCGGACCAGACCCUCGCUGAGCAGGCUGACGCUACCUCUGUGGGAGGUUCCCAUCCUCCGAGCCGCCAGUCAUCUCUCACGUGUCCUUUCCGAUCAAACCAAAGUGAUGAGCUUACACUACGUCCCUCUUCACCAACACUGAGCAGACCUGAUGGGAUCACACCUUCUGCCAGACAACGCAGUGCAUCAGAUAGUGUCACAGACCGGAAGCACUCUCUCCAUUUUUUACCAACACUGGAUUCCACUUCUGAUGAUUCUUCACAGCACUCAAGUGUGGAUGGAGGCAUUUGCCUCAGUGAGCUUUUAAUCAGCAAUGGAUGUUUAUUUGAGUCCUGUGAGGAGGGCGUAGAGACUGCUGGAAUGGACUUCUGUCCAGCCAAUUCUCUGCAAAGUAAGAAGAGCACCAGUCUGACGGACAUCACAUUAGUGGAUGCUGAAGCACAUGCUCGCAGAGGGUCUUUUCCUGGCUUCUCUCCAGUGUCGCCUUCUGACAGUCAUCGAACCAACAGUUUGAGAGGUGCUGUGACAACUUCUUCUACCUCAGAAUCCAGAAAUCUCCUUCCUUCCCUCUACACUGAGGUGUGGAGUUGGGGGAGGGGCCAGGAAGGUCAGCUAGGUCAUGGAGACUAUUUACCCAGGUUACAGCCUCUCUGCAUUAAGAGUUUAAGUAAAAAGGAAGUUGUCAAGAUCACUGCUGGAGCAAAUCACUCUUUGGCACUGACAGCUCAGUGUCAGGUUUAUUCCUGGGGAAGUGACAAAUUUGGCCAGCUGGGUCAUAUGAAUGCUCCCUGCACAGUUCCUAAUCUCAUCAUGGUCUCUGACGGUAUCCGUGUGUGGGACGUGGCAGCAGGGCAAACGCACACUUUGCUGCUGGCUGAUGGAGACUGUUAUCAGCCCAUUCUCUAUUACAGCGGAGAGCAGGUGCUGGAGAACACUGACAGUGCUCAUCCCCUCUCCGGGACCUACACCCAGACGCCCACCCUUCUGCCCUUCUGCAUGAAUAUUGGCUAUGUGAGCCAAGUGUUUGGAGGAGGAUUGAAUUGUUUGGCCUUGGCUGAUCAGAACGCAAUGGGUUUCAUAGCGACAGUCCACGAGCUCGCUUCGGCAGAGAGGAAAUUCUACUGCAUCCUCAGCAAGGUGAAGAGCCAAAUCCUAAGCCCCCUGCUAGCUCGUGCGAGUUUGGCAUUGUCUCUGGGACAGUCCUCCAUGUUGCUGUUUCAAGAGAUGGCUGGUAGUUUCAGCAAGCUUUGCCAUCUGACAGGACAGCACUCAGCAUCCCUCACUAACUUCCUGCAGCGAGGCAAAGUGAUCAAAACACUGGUCUUAAUCAAGAACACAGCCAUUUUCAUUGACACCUAUAAAGAGUACAGCGAUCCAGUGGGAAACUUUCUUGUUAUGGGAGGAUUCCAGUCAUUGCUGAAACCCUCACAAGAAUUAUUUGGAAAGAAACUGGAGUUGAUACAGUCUCUGCUAGAGUCCAAGGAGAAGAACCCAUCACCCUGUGAUCUGUUAGUCAGCUUGUUUUAUAUGCCCUUGCAGCACCUGCAUGGGUAUAACAGAUUACUUCUGAAACUAGCCAACUGCUUCGAAGUGAACACUGAGGAAUACCAGUGGAUUCAAAAUGGCUGCUCCAAAUAUGAAGCUUUAGCUCGCCUUGUCAGCAAGCAGAGAAAAGAUGCUGAGGCCACUUUCAAUUUCUGGAAGAACUUCAAAGGAAAGAAUUCGGAAUCCCUGCGUAAGCCAUCUCGUCGUCUGGUUUGUGAGAGCAGUAAUAAAGCUCUGACGUUACAGAACGCUGGAAGAUUCUCUGCCAGCUGGUUCAUCCUCUUCAGUGAUGUCCUAGUUCAUGCACAGGGCACUAUUCCAUCAAAGAAGCUUUUCUCAUCUCACUAUGUCUACCCACUUGCUACACUCUGGGUGGAGCCUAUCUCAGAUGAAAGUUUGGGCCUACUUGCCCUUAAGCUGACCACACCUGAAGAUAGCUUUGUUGUUCUGGCAUCUUCUCCUCUGGAAAAGGGAAAGUGGCUGAGAGCCAUUAACCAGGCCAUUGAUGACGUGCUUGCUGCAGGCCUUAACAGGAGGACACGUGGGUCUAGAAGUAGCCAGAAUGGAGAUCCUCCUGUGUCACGUACUUCCACCUACACUUUCAGCAAAGAGGGCCGACUUAAGGAUGCUUUGUAUGAGGGCCGCUGGCUAUCAGGCAAACCUCACGGCAAGGGGAUUCUGAAGUGGCCAGAUGGGACAGUAUACUGUGGGACAUUCAAGAACGGGUUGGAGGAUGGAUUUGGAGAUUAUAUGAUGCCCAACACAACCCUCAACAAGUUUGAGCGUUACCAAGGUCACUGGAAGGAGGGGAAAAUGCAUGGCUUUGGCACAUACUGGCAUGCUUCAGGUGAGGUAUACGAGGGCUCGUUCAGGGAGAACAUGCGUCAUGGUCACGGCAUGUUACGGAGUGGGAAGUUGGCCUCUCCCUCCUCCAGUAGUGUGUUUGUGGGUCAGUGGGUUCAAGGGAAGAGAACAGGCUAUGGGGUGUGCGAUGACUUCAGCAGUGGAGAGAAAUACAUGGGAAUAUGGCUUGAUGACCAGCGACAUGGAGACGGGGUCGUUAUCACUCAGUUUGGAUUGUAUUAUGAAGGAAACUUCUCUAAUAACAAGAUGAUGGGCAAUGGGACUCUUCUCUGUGAUGAUGACACAGUCUUUGAGGGCGAGUUUUCAGAAGACUGGACUCUGUGUGGAAAGGGUGUUCUUUUCAUGCCUAAUGGUGACUCUUUGGAUGGGGUCUUUGAUGGUCACUGGGGAACCGGUCUGAGAGUGGCUGGAACUUUUACAAAACCCUUUGAAACUUUGAGGAGAGAAGUCAAGAUGCCUGUGGCUGGUCAACACGCAGUGCCUGCAGAAGAAAAGUGGAAAGCCGUGUUUGAGGAGUGCUGGGGCCGACUUGGCUGUGAAACUCCUGAGCAGGGAGUGUAUGAGAAAGCCUGGGAGAACAUUGCCAUCUCCCUCACUGCCAGACGCAGACAACAGAGAGAUCGUCCAGAGGAGCUGAGCCGAUCUCAGACUAAGAUGCUGGAGAGUCUUGAGGUGAUUCCUCAACAUGUGGGCCCUGUUACUGCAGACUCCUACAACAACAUCCGUCGUUAUCUCAUGAAGGCCUGUGAUACCCCUCUGCACCCACUGGGCUGGCUGCUGGAGACCCUCGUCACUGUGUACAGGAUGACCUAUGUUGGCGUGGGCUCCAAUAGACGCCUCCUACAGCAGGCAGUAGAGGAGAUCCAGUCAUAUCUAACACGCAUAUUCCAAAUAGUCAGGUUUCUGUUUCCUGGCCUCCCCGAGGAUGGAGGUUUUAUUCUAGAUUCCUCCACUUCCUCAGAUGAGGGCACAGACUCUCUUAACAGCAGUAUACACUCAGAAACUCCACAGCAUGGUUGGAUAGUGAGCAGCUCAAGUCUUCUCCUGCCGGUGUUGCUGCCGAGGCUUUACCCUCCUCUCUUCACCCUCUACACACUAGAGAAAGAGAGAGAGGAGGAAGUGUACUGGAACUGUGUGUUAAGACUCAACAAACAACCUGAUCUCGCCCUCCUAGCCUUCCUUGGAGUACAACAAAAAUUCUGGCCAGAUUCUAUCUCUGUUUUGGGAGAGAUAAAGCAGGUCUUGCCUAGUACUAAAGAUGCCUGCUUUGCUACUGCUGUUGAAACCCUGCAGCAGAUCAGCACAGCAUUCACUCCCUCAGACAAGUUACAGGUGAUACAGCUGACCUUUGAGGAGGUCACCCAGGAAGUGCAGGCUCUGCUUGGGCAGGAGUUUCUGUGGUGCAUGGAUGACCUCUUUCCAAUUUUCCUCUAUGUGGUGCUCCGCGCACGGAUCAGAAACCUGGGCUCUGAAGUCAGUCUGAUAGAGGACCUUACAGACUCCAGUCUACAGCUGGGACAGCUUGGGUUCAUGUUGACAACUCUCAAAGCCUGCUACAACCAGAUUCAGCUUGAGAAGACUACAUAGGAUGGGUUGGUGUGUGAGCAGUGCAGCUGCAGCUUUGCCAACUUGCACACGUUCUUAUGGAGCAGGUGCCAUUUAAAUAGACACGGAUUACAGGUCAAAUCAAGAUGUGCUCAUUUAUUUCAGGCCUCAAGAAGAGGCUCACAUUCCACUUAAGCACUCCCUUAAGCACUGUGCUACAGAGAUAACUUUGAUUUUUAUGUUUUGAUACUCUCAAACUGACCAUUUGACUGACAGUAAAGUUGCGCCUUGAAGAAAAACGUACAUUUCAACAUCCAUAUUAACUGGGCAGAAAAGAGACUUACUCUGUUUUAUACAAAAUCGUUAUACAACCAGAAUUAUUCAAGCACUCACCGUGUGUUAAUAUUUUAUACCAGUUCAACUGACACUCAUUACUAUAUGACUAUGUAUUAUUUGGUAUCAGUCUGUUACUGACUUAUCUACUGAUACUCCAACUAAUGAUAAUGCUCUGAUGAAUCAGAUGAAACUAUAUAAUUGUAUCAGAGCAGUACCUAUGUACUAAGGUAUCUCUGGGUUUUGAGUGAGAGCAACUUGAACAACAUUUACACUAUAUAAAACUAAUAAAACUUAAAAAAAAAAAAAAAGUAUUAUAUAAUAUAGCAAUGAACAAACAGCAGCAUUUAUAAUAUUUUGCUAUAGAAAAUGCAUAAACUACUAAUGAAAAGUUUGAGUUCAGUAAGAUUUUUUAGUGUUUUUGACAGAAGUCCCUUCUGCUCACUAAGGUUGCAUUUUUCUGAUCAAAAAUACAGUAAAAACAGUAAUUUUGUCAAAUAUUUUUUAUAAUUUAAAAUAACUAUAUUCUAUUUCAGUAUAUCUUAAAAUGUAAUUUAUUCCUGAUGGCAAAGCUGAAUUUUCAGCAUCAUUACUCCAGUCUUCAGUGUCACAUGAUCCUUCAGAAAUCAUUCUGAUAUGCUGAUUUGCUGCUCAAGAAACAUUUCUUAUUAUUAAUGUUGAAAACAGUUGUGCUGCUUUUUUUCUUCUUUGAUUAAUAGAAAGUGUAAAGAAAACAGCAUUUAUUUAAAGUCAAAAUCUUUUGUAACAUAAAUUUGAUCUUUUUAAUGUUUUCUUGCUGGAUAAAACUAUUAAUUUCUUUAAAAAAAAUCUUACUGACCCCAAACUUUUGAACGGUAGUGUAUAUAAAGUAUCCAUCCGAAGGAACUUCAUUGGUUUUUGGAGAAAAAAAAAAUAGCUUGUUACUGCAAAAACUUUGAAAACAAGAGUUACUGUCACGUUACUGAAAAAUGUAGACAAAUUAAUAGUAUCGCUACUUUUAACUUGUAAACAAUCCUAAAAAAUCUGAUAGAUGCAUCCCUAUUAACAACCAACUUCUGUUUGGGUUACUGGUUUUGUUGUGAUUUUGCACACUGUACAGGGUUGCUGUGUUUUUAAAUACAUUUGAAGUCUUGUGAUGCAGGUAUUAUAAAUUGCAAUGAAAUUGAAUGAAAUUGCAAUGAAAUUGAACAAUGUCAUUGAAGCACCUACAUGUGAAGAUGGCUUGCAAUAUUGAAGAGAAAACUGAAGUCAGAUAAUGUUGUGAUGUAUUUUAACUAUAUAAUCUGUGUAACUCUGAAACAACAUAUAACAAUAUAUUCUAAAAGAAAUGGUUUCCAUUUCAGCAUAUGACAGCACACUGACAUGAAACACUUUAUGAAAUUUGAUUUAGUUGUAAUUAGAUCUACUCUUAUUAAAGUGUACCAGAGUGAAUUUAAGAUAUAUUUAGAGCUUAUACACUGGAGUCUAAAGUAAUUUUUUCAAUCCAUGGCAUUUUUACACUAUGCACUAUGCAAAACUAUGCAAAAAGGGAAUAAUAUUUAAGGCAGUGCCCCUGAAGGACCUCAGAAUGGAGUGAUUUCCACUGGCAAAACUCAAUAAGCUUUACAUUUUCAACUUUUUUCACGGGCAAACAGAUCAAGCACUGUGUGUGUGCGUGCGUGUGUGUGCGCGCGCGCGCUUGUAUACAUGGUUUAUGAGGACACAAAUGUGUAUAAUGACAUGGGUAUUACAACGUAAACAUGGUUUAUGAGGACACUUCCUGUGUUCUUGUAAACCAAAUGGGUUAAAAAACAUACUAAACGGUAGGGCUGUGACGGUAGGCAUGACAACCGCGCCACCGGCGGUAGUGUGACAUCGUGUGUGUAUAUAUAUAUAUAUAUAUAUAUAUAUAUAUAUAUAUAUAUAUAUAUAUAUAUAUGUAUAAUAUAGAGGUCGCGUUAACCGAAAAUUUUCCGUCAUUUCCGAAUUUUUUUAGCAGUGAGGAAAAAAAUCUACAGCCCGUCCGUCAUUUUGACAGAUUAUGUAGCUUGUAACUGUAAUUCCCACCCUGUCCAGUAGGUGGUGAGGCGAGUUCAGUCUCCAGAAUAAAAUGAAAACGCUUGAUUACACACAGACUAGCACCCUAGUUUAAGUCAAUUUUAUAAUAAUAAAGUUACUUAUGCUUACUUACAUAAUUCAUUUUUGUUAUUUUUCUCACUGACUAUAAGUUUAUGGUCAACGAAUGGAUUUUCUGAGGUAUAAUGUUACGUGAUACAGAUUUCGGUAAGCUACUGUAUCUUUCAACAUAUUUUUUUUUUUUUUUUUUCAUUCAUGUUUAUUUCAUUCUGUACAGUAGUAAAGAGGAAAGGAUGAUCGCAUUCACUCACAAUCCGUGACAAGUGUUCAAGAUGAAAACUGAAAAGUGACGCAGUCUUUGAUCAACUUUCUUUUCAUAAUAUAAAUAAAUGCAUAGCCUAUGCCUAUUUUCUUAUCCUGUAAGUUCGUGAAUAAAAAUGAAAAUGUGGACGAAAUCAGAAGCUAUUAAAUGUCUAAUCAUUAAAAUAUAAAAAUUAAAAUGACGGGUAUUGAUUAUGAUGGAUUUUUUUUUACGAUCCUGUCCAUCAAAAUGACGGCGAAACGCAAGUCUAACGCAACCUCUGAUUAUAUAUAUAUAUAUAUAUAUAAACAACCCCUUCUGACUCCACCACCACAACACCGACGGUUGUUGGAGAUUUACCACCGCGGUAGUAAAAAUUUGCCACCGUCACAGCCCUACUAAACGGUGUUUUUUUUUUUUGUUUUUUUUUUUUAAUUCAAAAAAUGCAGACAGUUUUCUGUGAUGGGUAGGUUUAGGGGUAGGGGUAGUGUAGGGGGACAUAAUGUACAGUUUAUACAGUAUAAAAGCCAUUAUGCCUAUGGAAUGUCCUCACUAAGAUAGCAAAACAAACCUGUGUGUGUGUGUUUUGUUUGUUUAUGUGUGUGUGUGUUCGUUCCAGGUGUGUUUUCCUCUAAAUGCAUUUUUUUUGUACAUUUCAACAUGCACUGAAAGAGUUUUGCUGAUAUGUCACACAGCCUUAGUGUGAGAUCUAGUGAUCAACCGAUAUAUGUUUUUAAUGACAGAUUGCAGGAUUUACAGUCAUGUUAAAAAGAAAGUACACCCUUUUGAGUUAUAUGGUUUACGUAUCAUGGCAUAAUAAAAAUCAUCUGGUCUUUAGCAAGUCCUAAAAUUAGGUAAAUACAACCUCAGAUGAACAACAACACAUGACAUAUUACACCACGUCAUUAUUUAUUUAACAAAAAUAAAGGCAAAAUGGAGAAGCCAUGUGUGACAAUCUAAAUACACCCCAUGAUUUAAUUGCAUGGAAAACCACCUUUUGCAGCAAUAACUUGAAGUAAUCAUUUUCUAUAUGACUUUAUCAGUCUCUCACAUUGUUGUGGAGGAAUUUUGACCCACUAUUCUUUGCAACAUUGCUUCAGUUCAUUGAUGUUUGUGGGCAUUUGUUUAUGCAAAGAUCUCUUAAGGUCCCACAACAGUAUUUCAAUCAGGCUGAGGUCUGGACUUUGACUGGGCCAGUGCAACACCUUAAAUCUUUUCUUUUUCAGCCAUUCUGUUGUAGAUUUGCUGGUGUGCUUGGGAUCAUUGUCCUGUUGCGUGACCCAGUUUUGGCCAAGCUUUAGCUGUCAGACAGAUGGCCUCAAUUUUGACUCAAGAAUAUUUUGGUAUACAGAGGAGUUUAUGGUCAACUCAAUGACUGCAAGGUGCCCUGUGGCUGCAAAACAAGCCCAAAUCAUCACCCCUCCACCACUGUACUUGACAGUUGGUAUGAGGUGUUUGUGCUGAUAUGCUGUGUUUAGUUUUUGCCUAACUUGGCGCUGUGCAUUAUGGCCAAACAUCUAAAUUUUGGUCUCUCCUGUCCAAAGGACAUUGUUCUAGAAGUCUUAUGGUUUGUUCAGAUGCACCUUUGCAAACCUAAGCUGUGCUGCCAUGUUCUUUUUAGAGAGAAGAGGCUUUCUCCUGGCAACCCUUCCAGACAAGCCAUACUUGUUCAGUCUUUUUCUAAGUGUACUCUUAUGAACUUUAACAUUUAAUAUGCUAACUGAGGCAUGUAGAGACUGAGAUGUUGCUCUUGGGUUUUUUGCAGUUUCUCUGAGCAUUGCUGUCUGAUCUUGGGGUGAAUUUGCUGGGACAUCCACUCCUAGGAAGAUUGGCAGCUGUCUUGAAUGUUUUCCAUAAUCUUCCUCACUGUAGAAUGAUUGACUUUAAAUUGUUUGGAAAUGGCUGUAUAACCCUUCACAGAUUGAUGGCUGCAACAGUUGCUUCUCUAAGAUCAUUGCUGAUGUCUUUCCUCCUUGGCAUUGUGUUAACACACACCUGAAUGCACCAGACCAGCGAACUGCCAAAACUUCUGCUUAUAUAUAGAUGAUCACGCUUGAUGAUGAACAGUUAAUAAAGGUUGUUUGAUUAGCAGUGCCUGACUGUUACUUACUCUCUUAAUUCCUAUGGAAGCAGUAAGGGUGUACUUAAUUUGUCACUCACGGCUUUUCCAUUUUGGCCUAGUUUUUGUUAAAUAAACCAUGACACGAUGUAGUGUUGUUGUUCAUCUGAGUUUGUAUUUAUAUAAUUUUUAUACCUGCCAAGGACCAGAUGAUUUUUUUUUUUAUUACAGUAUGUCCUGAUAUGUAAACCCAUAGAGUUCAAAAGGGUGUACUUUCUUUUUCACAUGACAGUAUACAUAGUAUGACUUGCUAAGAAAUUAAGCAAUUACUUCACACAAAAAAUUUGUUAAAUUCUCCAAAAAAUCUAACAUUGGGCAAAUAUUGAAAACCAACCAAUUGUUGGCUGGUGCUGUUACUCACAAAUUGGCGUAAUAUUGUGUGAUUAAUCGGCCUACCCAAUAUUUCGGUCUGUCACUAGUUAGGUCAUUGUCAUUCACUAGGCUGGUUAAUAAGGCAUUGCUUAUGAAAGUCAUAAAUACGACAGCAGCUUUACUGCUACGCUGUAUAAUGGCUGAUUUUAUUUUUGUUUUCAGAAGAUUACUGGUUUUGAUAAUUUACUUGCACUGUCAUUGUAUUUCUAAUUAUUACUGUCACCUUGAAAAUGAAUUUGUUCAACACAUUUGAAUUGAGGUCAUAUGAAAUUUUCGGAAAGACUACUUUAAUAAAUGUUGCAUAACUGGG